AUGGGGAAAAUGGUAGCUUUCUACGACCGAAAAGGCGGGCCAACCGUUGUCGAGUCGGAAAAGAAAAUUGAAACCCCAGACCCGGAAGCGUCAUGCCCUAUCUGCACCGACCUAGUCGGCACAGAAAACCCAGAAGGCACGACAGAAACAUGGAGUGAGCUACCUUGUGGACACCGGUUCGGAAGUCAUUGCAUCAAGCACUAUCUUGGCAUCGUGGCAGACAACCGUCCAACAUGCCCGAUUUGCCGCCAGAAAGCCUACCACUCCUGCGGACACCCGGUGCUCCCUAUGCCAUGCGUUGGUACGGUCUCAAAGCUGAGGAAGGCGACUACAAAACAAAAAACUGCACUCGGCGAUCUGGGUUGGAAGAGUUGUGGGUAUUGCGAUCAGGCGAGGGUCCAGGCAGGGUACAUGGUGAAGAGGAGCCGUCUAUGGAGGCCUUUUCGAUAUAUUGCCGACGCACUGAACCCUCGCCGGAGAAGAGAGAAUCGUCGGCAGGCACCACAGUAUCCCCCUUAUGUGCCGGGACUAUGGGGCCAGCCGGACCUGGCCAGAGCGAGGGAUUCGGGAUGGGAGAGGUGGUGGAAAGCACAAGCUCCACAGGAGGUAUAA
Messenger RNA from Podospora anserina S mat+, 612 nucleotides. RefSeq lists its product as uncharacterized. Bases 1 to 612 code for a protein of 203 amino acids. The transcript has a single exon. The record is from RefSeq and is a predicted model, not a curated record. Lineage: Eukaryota; Fungi; Ascomycota; Sordariomycetes; Sordariales; Podosporaceae.